UUCAGUUCAUUUCCGCCCGGCUCCUUUACUAGCGACACACACCGUGAGCUAACCGGAUGUUGACAUGAAAACGUACACAUGCUAACAGUUCAUCUGGUAUAGUUUAAGUUUCUGGAAAGCAAAACGCCCCGGAAUAAGUCAAGAUGUCCGCGUCGCUGGUCAGGAGAGGAUUGGAACUGCUGAGUAACGACAUUAAAACUGGAAAUAACGUGAAGAAGAAGCGGCAGGCAAGGACGCCCAAUACGGCGGCGGCAAAGGCGCUAGUGAGCACCAACCGCCAAGGGGUCACCCGGCAGGUGAAGCGGCUACAGGGUCGUCUCGGACCCGGCAAGAGCAAAGCGACGGUUAAGGACAAGAUGAUCAAGUGCGCCCUGGACAAGUAUAGGAAAACAAAGAAGACAAGUCAGAUGACGGCCAACCUGAAAUACUUCACGAGAACAAGCUUCGAGGCCACCGCGUCGGACACAUUAAAAAUCCAGAACUACAACAAAGGAAGACUGUCCCGCAAUCGGCCCGCCGCUCACAAGCCCAAAAAGACAGCGCCCGUCUUCACCGAGGAGGAGUUCCAGCAGUUCCAGAAGGAAUAUUUUGGCAAGACGUGAAAGAAAAAAACAACACCUACACCUCGGAAACCAGACUUUGUUCAGAUUUGAUUUGAAUUGACUAUUAAAAAAAUUAUCCUGUCCAAUACUGAAUGACUUGAGAUUUUGCCCAUAUUUCACGUUUUUUUUUUUUUUUAACUGAACUUAAAGACAUUUUCCUGUCAUAAGACUCGUGAAGAUAGAACAACACAUAGAAACCAAGUACCAGUAAAUCUUGCUGGGACGCGAGUGUCGGAGCCAGAAAUCCUUAUGGACGACAAAGGCGCUAAUCUGCGCCGCAAUGUCAUCUGAGGGUCAUGAGGGAUUUGCGGUCGGACAAGAUAAUUGUCUUAAAUCCUAAAGCAGGCCCUCGAGGAGAACACGAGACCUCGGCACUGCCACGAGUUGACCUUAAAAGCGAGCAUGUGCAAGUCAGAUGCUUUUUUUUUUUUUUGCGUGCCACACCGCCACUCAUUUGUUUUGGUCACGCACGAUAUCGUGUUGAAUUUCGUCUGAAAGCCCCCCCCCCC
Messenger RNA from Hippocampus zosterae (dwarf seahorse), 1111 nucleotides. It is a transcript of the gene rps19bp1, whose product is annotated as ribosomal protein S19 binding protein 1. Gene Ontology annotation, molecular function: enzyme binding. Lineage: Eukaryota; Metazoa; Chordata; Actinopteri; Syngnathiformes; Syngnathidae. Gene Ontology annotation, cellular component: nucleolus. The record is from RefSeq and is a predicted model, not a curated record. The transcript is spliced from 4 exons. Bases 144 to 602 code for a protein of 152 amino acids.